This is a messenger RNA of Cylindrotheca closterium, 1320 nucleotides long. The record is from the annotation of a GenBank genome assembly. NCBI's taxonomy places the organism in Eukaryota, Bacillariophyta, Bacillariophyceae, Bacillariales, Bacillariaceae.
AUGCAGGCAGCCAUUGUUAAGCGAGACGACAACAAGCAAAAAUGGGAGGACACUGAAUUCCCUCUCGUCUGUGAAACUUGUCUCGGAGACAACCCUUAUAUUCGCAUGACCAAGGAGCCCUUUGGCAAGCAAUGUAAGGUCUGCGAGCGCCCCUUUACAGUAUUUGCAUGGCAGGCGGGUACAAAAGGACGUCUAAAGCGAGUUGAAAUUUGCAAGUCUUGCGCACAAGCCAAGAAUGUCUGUCAAGUUUGUAUUUAUGACAUGCAAUAUGGAUUGCCGGUCAAGGUCCGAGACAAAAUUCUGAAAGAGUACGGCACUGGUGGCGCAAUGACUGCUGUUCCACAGUCCAUGGCCAAUCGUGCUUGGUAUACUGCUCAACAAGAACGUACUUUGGCACAAGGGGAGAAUAUGGUAGGCGACGCCAAUGCCUUGGCCAUUGCCAAAUUGGAAGAAAUGGCGCAAAUGCAACCGAAAUACGAACGAAACAUGGCCAAACUGUGUAGUUUCUUUGCAAAAGGAGAAUGUAAUCGUGGGGCCAACUGUCCCUUUCGUCAUGAAAUGCCAAGGGAUCGGAAUGAUCCAAUGGUGAAACAAAAUACCAAGAACAGAUUCUUUGGAGAGAGCGAUCCGGUUGCCAAUCGAAUUUUGGGGCGACAACGACGAAGAGAAGAGGAAGAAAACAAGGAAGAUGAAGAUGGUUAUGACAAGGCUCGGGCAACAUUGUAUAUGAGAUUUCAAGGGGAUGCACCGUAUCCAGCACUGACGGAAGCAGCCAUUCGGGAUAAAUUUUAUGCCUUUGGGGAAAUUGUUUCGGUGCGAGCACAACCCGACAAGGGUCAAGCCUUUGUCGAAUUCACACAACCAGAUGCUGCCGAAUUGGCAAUAGCAAGUAUGAACAGGAAAGAAUUAUUAGAUCGACCACUUUAUGUCAAGUGGGCGCGGGCACCCAAACGAGGAGAAGUUGCUGUCAAGAAGCGUGGAGAAGAAUCAUCGACAUCCAAUCAUGUGGGUAUGAAGAAACCAUUGGCUCCACCAGGUGGAGUUUCCAAGGCUCGCAUUCCAAAAGGUGUGGUGCCCAAGCCCCCCGCUCAUGUGGCUGCCAUGAUUGCGGCCAGACGGCAACGUGGUGGUGGUGGUGCUGCUGCUGGUGCUGGCGGUGGUAUUGCUGCAGUUCCACGACCGGGAUCUCGAUUACCUCGUCCUGGCGGUGGUCCCGUUCGUGGUGCUGGAAAUAAGCGAUCUGCGGGUGACGCUGAAAAGCCCUACUACUCGAGUACCGAUCCAUCUCGGUUUGGAACCAAGACGACCGACACAAAAUAA